Leguminivora glycinivorella is the source of this 1114-nucleotide messenger RNA. RefSeq names its product cathepsin B-like. Gene Ontology annotation, biological process: regulation of catalytic activity. Gene Ontology annotation, cellular component: lysosome. Gene Ontology annotation, molecular function: cysteine-type endopeptidase activity. The transcript has a single exon. The record is from RefSeq and is a predicted model, not a curated record. Bases 5 to 1009 code for a protein of 334 amino acids. Lineage: Eukaryota; Metazoa; Arthropoda; Insecta; Lepidoptera; Tortricidae.
GAAGAUGACACUUUCGAUCGCAAUCUUAUUAUUAACUGUUGCUACAUUAGCAACAGCCGAGAAUGCCUUUCAUCCACUCUCGGAUGAGUUCAUAUCUCUGAUCAAUUCAAAGCAAAGUACUUGGAAAGCUGGCCGAAACUUUCAUUUGGACACUCCCCUGACUUACAUCAAAGGACUAAUGGGGAUACGCAAGGGUUCAUCAACACCCGAGAUUCCCGUUCAAUUCCAUGACGAUGACUUGAUUGCCAAUUUACCUGAAAACUUUGACGUUAGAGAUAAAUGGCCUAAUUGCCCGAGUUUGAAUGAAAUCGGAGACCAAGGAUCGUGUGGAAAUGACUGCGCUUUCGCGGUUACUGGAGUCAUGACAGAUCGAGUUUGCAUUGACUCGAAUGAGUCAAAACAUUUUCAAUUCUCUGCUCAGGAUAUGACAAGCUGCAGUUUUCAUAGUGACUGUAUGGGUGGAUAUCUGGAUAUCGCUUUUAGUGAAUUGUUAUAUGUAGGUAUCGUAUCAGGAGGAUUUUAUAAUUCAUCACAGGGCUGUAAGCCUUACGAAAUUCCUCCGUGCGAGCAUCACGUGGAUGGAAAUAGACCUACGUGCAAUGAAUCUAGUGAUACCCCGCUUUGUGUAAAGAAAUGCGUUGCUGGUUAUAAUGUAGAGUAUGAUAAAGAUCUGCAUUACGCUAAAUUAAUUUAUAAGUUAAAUGGAGAAGAUCAGAUUAAAGCUGAGUUGUAUAAGAAUGGUCCAGUCGCAUCUAGUUUUGUAGGAUACGAAGAUUUCGUUAAUUACAAAAGCGGGGUAUACUCGCACACAGCGGGUGAUGUGCUCGGCGAUCACGCUGUUAAAAUAUUGGGGUGGGGAGUUGAAAACGGCAAGAAGUACUGGUUGUGCGCCAACUCUUGGAACAGUGACUGGGGUGAAAAAGGUUUCUUCAAAAUUCUGCGUGGUGAAAACCAUUGCUAUAUUGAGGACGAAGUUUACGCCGGAAAACCUGAUUUAAGAGGACUUUGAAUGUAGUGAUGUAAACCAGUUUCUUCUUUCAGUAAACUAUUAUUGUCUCUUUUCAGGAAAGUGUUUUAAUUUUGCUUGGUCAAAUAAAGCCAAAUUUGAUUUGAA